AUGGCCUCUUCUGUCGAUUCUGUCCACACCGACUCCGAUGGCGCUGGUAAUGGUGCACGUACUCCGACACGUCAAGUUCACGCAUCGGCUGCCACCGCAGCAGCAGCCACGUCGGAACUCUCCCCUCCAGGCUCCCAACCCCAAACAAUCCCAGGCCUAUCCACAGUCGGUGCCUUGGGAUCUCUAGGAGAGCCUGAUUCUACACAACCGAAUGGAAAAGGCUUUGAUGCGCCCAUCGCAUCCUGGAAAAGCAAACGUGCCCAGGAAGAGUAUCAGCGGGCUAUGGAGAAUGUGAUCGAUCAAGACUUCAAUUUGAAUGAAUUCGGAGAUCCAUUUGAUGAGCGUGAUCUGGAACAAAAGCUACUGUGA
Penicillium waksmanii is the source of this 369-nucleotide messenger RNA. RefSeq lists its product as uncharacterized. The record is from RefSeq and is a predicted model, not a curated record. The coding region runs from base 1 to 369 and encodes 122 amino acids. The transcript has 2 exons. Lineage: Eukaryota; Fungi; Ascomycota; Eurotiomycetes; Eurotiales; Aspergillaceae.